This is a messenger RNA of Mesitornis unicolor (brown roatelo), 2125 nucleotides long. RefSeq names its product tripartite motif containing 32 (gene TRIM32). The record is from RefSeq and is a predicted model, not a curated record. Lineage: Eukaryota; Metazoa; Chordata; Aves; Mesitornithiformes; Mesitornithidae. The transcript has 2 exons. Bases 182 to 2125 code for a protein of 647 amino acids. Gene Ontology annotation, molecular function: zinc ion binding; protein binding.
CUGCUGGGAUCUGCUCCCUGCUGUGAGGGAUGUAAGGAUGGAGAAACCUGUAUUGAAGCUGAACGGCAACCAGAGUGGUAUAAAACUGAACCAGAUUUUCUCUUUCUGGACAGAAUUGGAGCACCUUGGAAUAGAUGCGAGUACAAGAGCUUGCACUGGCUAAAGCUGCCCUUGGAAAGCCAUGGCUGCCGCCCCACAUCUCAACUCGGACGCACUCCGAGAGGUCCUGGAGUGCCCUAUUUGCAUGGAGUCCUUCACUGAGGAGCACCUGAGACCCAAGCUCUUACACUGUGGGCACACCAUAUGCAAACAGUGCUUGGAGAAGCUCCUAGCAAACAGCAUUAAUGGGAUACGGUGCCCCUUUUGCAGCAAAAUCACGCGGAUCACAAGCUUAGCUCAGCUGACUGACAAUCUUACUGUGCUGAAGAUCAUAGACACCACCGGACUGGGGGAAGUGGUGGGCCUUCUCAUGUGCAAGGUCUGUGGGAGAAGGUUGCCAAGACACUUCUGCAAGAGCUGUAGCUUGGUUCUGUGUGAACCAUGCAAGGAGACCUCACACAUGCCCCAAGGGCACAGAGUCAUUGCUAUCAAAGAGGCUGCUGAAGAGCGUAGGAGGGAAUUUGGGACCAGGCUUGCCAGACUUCGAGAGCUCAUGGGUGAUCUCCAGAAAAGAAAAGCAUCUCUGGAGGGUGUUUCGAGAGACCUGCAAUCUAGAUACAAAGCAGUUCUGCAAGAUUACAGCAAAGAAGAGCGCAAGAUCCAGGAAGAGCUGGCCAGGUCACGCAAGUUCUUCACCACCUCUUUGUCUGAAGUGGAGAAGGUAAAUAAUCAAGUAAUGGAGGAGCAAGCUUAUCUGCUGAACUUAGCAGAAGUGCAGAUAAUGUCUCGCUGUGACUAUUUCCUUGCCAAAAUAAAGCAGGGAGAUAUAGCUCUCUUGGAGGAGGCAGUGGACGAGGAGGAACCAGAACUGACAGACAGUCUCCCAAGGGAGCUGACUCUUCACGAGGUUGAACUCCUUAAGGUGAGCCACAUGGGACCACUGCAGAUCGGGCAGGUGGUGAAGAAACCCCGGACCGUUAACAUGGAGGAAUCACUCAUGGAAACUGCAGCAUCCUCAUCGGCAUCAUUUCGGGAGCCUGACUUGGUGCAAGAAGAGGCCAGCUGCACACCCAAUUCCUCACCAGUCAAGCCAAGGAUGCCUGAAGCAGCCACAAGCAUCCAGCAGUGUCACUUCAUCAAGAAGAUGGGCUCCAAGGGCAGCUUGCCAGGGAUGUUUAAUCUGCCCGUCAGCCUGCACGUCACCCUGCAAGGAGAGGUGCUUGUGGCAGACCGAGGCAAUUUCCGAAUCCAGGUUUUCACCCGCAAGGGCUUCCUGAAGGAGAUCCGCCGGAGCCCUAGUGGUAUCGAUAGCUUUGUACUGAGUUUCCUUGGAGCAGACUUGCCCAAUUUGACUCCCCUUUCUGUCACCAUGAACUGCCACGGCCUGAUAGGUGUGACUGACAGCUACGAUAACUCUGUCAAGGUCUACACCAUGGAUGGCCAUUGCGUGGCGUGUCACCGGAGCCAGCUAAGCAAGCCCUGGGGCAUCGCCGCUCUGCCUUCCGGGCAGUUUGUAGUGACCGACGUGGAAGGAGGAAAACUCUGGUGUUUCACAGUGGACCGCAGCAUCGGGGUAGUGAAGUACAGUUGUUUAUGUAGUGCAGUGCGCCCAAAGUUUGUCACCUGCGAUGCUGAAGGGACCAUAUACUUUACUCAAGGGCUGGGGCUUAACCUGGAAAACCGGCAGUACGAACACCAUUUGGAAGGAGGCUUCUCAAUUGGCUCUGUCGGCCCAGAUGGGCAGCUGGGACGGCAGAUCAGCCACUUCUUCUCCGAGAAUGAGGAUUUCAGGUGCAUUGCUGGGAUGUGCGUCGAUGCCAGGGGAGACCUCAUUGUCGCUGACAGCAGCCGUAAAGAAAUCCUGCAUUUUCCUAAAGGAGGUGGCUACAAUAUCCUAAUCCGGGAGGGACUCACCUGUCCCAUCGGUAUCGCCAUUACUCCCAAAGGGCAGCUGCUGGUGCUAGACUGUUGGGAUCAUUGCAUUAAGAUCUACAGUUACCAUCUGAGAAGAUAUUCCACCCCUUAG